This is a messenger RNA of Beauveria bassiana ARSEF 2860, 1173 nucleotides long. Its product is annotated as dimeric dihydrodiol dehydrogenase. Lineage: Eukaryota; Fungi; Ascomycota; Sordariomycetes; Hypocreales; Cordycipitaceae. The coding region runs from base 1 to 1173 and encodes 390 amino acids. The record is from RefSeq and is a predicted model, not a curated record. The transcript is spliced from 3 exons. Gene Ontology annotation, molecular function: nucleotide binding.
AUGCCUGACCAAACUCCAUUCACCGUCAAAUGGGGUAUUCUAGCCACUGGCGGUAUCGCUGAGACUUUCUGCCGAGACUUGCUCUGUGACCCUGCCGUCCGCGACGUCCACGAUAUCCGCCACGAGAUUGCCGCCGUGGCCUCGUCGAGCUCCGCCGGACGCGCCGCCAGCUUCGUUCAAAAGAUCAACGGCCCUUCCACCGCCAAGACCUACGGCUCGUACGCCGAGCUUGUCGCAGACCCCGACGUCGACGUCAUCUACGUGGCCACGCCGCACAGCCACCACUUUCAAAACGCCAUGCUCGCGCUGGAUGCGGGCAAGAAUGUGCUGUGUGAAAAGGCUCUCACCGUCACCGCGGCUCAGACCAAGAAGCUGGUCGCCAAGGCCAAGGAGAAGAAUCUGUUCCUAAUGGAGGCUGUCUGGACGCGGUACUUUCCUUUGAGCAUCAAGAUUCGGGAGUUGAUUACCUCUGGUGCUAUUGGCAGAGUUCAUCGUACUGUCGCUGAUCUGGCCUUUGCUGACGGGCAAGAUGACGGCUCUGUCAAGUACCCUGACACUAAUCGCAUGGUGAAUUUGGAUCUUGCCGGUGGCGCUCUCCUAGAUCUUGGUAUUUACGCCCUCACUUGGGUAUUUCAGACGUUGUACCACCUCCAGCAAGACAAGGAAUCUCCCAACGUCCUCGCCGCCAUUGAUCAGUACCGCACCGGUGCCGACGAGACGACCAGCAUCAUCUGCCACUUCCCCAAGAACCAGAUGACUGGCAUCGCCACUACAUCGAUCAAGGUGGCCACUAAUCCGAACAACCUAAACUCGGCCGGCCCCGCGAUCCGCAUCCAGGGGACCAAGGGCGAGAUCCAGGUCUUUGGCCCGGCCUUCCGUCCCACGCAGUACAAGGUCAUCCGCCAGGACGACAGCAAGGUCGAUAUUGUCGACUGCCCCAUUCCCAAGGACCCCAAGGUCGACUACGGCCAUGGCAUGUUCUGGGAGGCUGACGAGUGCGCGCGCUGUCUGCGUGAUGGCCGCAAGGAAAGCCAGACUCUACCUUUGAGCGAGAGUAUUGUCAUCAUGGAGACCAUGGACUCUGCGCUUCAGCAAGGAAACAUCAAGUAUCCUGAGCUCAUUGCGACGGAUAUAUUUGAUCCCAAGAGCCCUCUCAAUGUUGGCAACAAGUAA